AUGCCCCAGCACAAGGCUUUAGUUGGGCCGCACACAACCCACACUUCACCCACACGAUACCACCCAAUUCCAAGCCAGGACGGCUUCUUCAGUGGUCGUGCCUACAGGAGCUCAAGUCGAGAAUCGAGAGAAAGGGAGCAGAAUCGAGAGAUCGGGCGAGGACAGGUGGCCGGCUCGAAGCCAUCCAAGGGCUCAACCAUCAAGCAUGCCAUCCGUUCGCCACUUUUGUCCUUCCCUCAUCCUCGGAGAAACCCCAAGGAUGCCAAACGACAUUACACUGAUAUGCAGUGUCCUCCAGCGGGCAAACGCCAUGACAGCGAUGCCAACGCGAAGACUACGACAAAGGCAAUGGGACAAACAGGGCUACACCAAGGCACUUGGGUGCAAGAAUAGGGCCAAAGGCGGAAACGGGACCGGCACCAGACAGUUGUCCGGACGGUUUGAACCAACCCAACCAAAGGAUCGUCAAAGGAACUGGCCAUGACUCAUCUAUCAAAGAUAAGCCUAUUUGUUGUGGAGAUAGCUGGGCUUCGGAACCAAAGGACAAACGGGGCAAGAGAGAGAGAGAAAGGCGGGUACAGGGUCGUAGCUGUUGUUGCCGAGGCAAGGGCAAGGAAGUCGUAAUAUCGGGAACUGGACGGCUCGAAACUUGAUGGGUGGGCAAAGGGGACGGUUGCGGACGUCGUAUACAUGGACAAAGCAACGGAAUCAAGGGUCGUUCAAGAGGGGGGAGCAAGAGAGAUCAUCGUACUGCAGCGACCCCCAAUACGGGGACGCAGGGAUCGUGGCGCAGUCGUGCU
Messenger RNA from Monosiga brevicollis MX1, 800 nucleotides. RefSeq lists its product as uncharacterized. The record is from RefSeq and is a predicted model, not a curated record. Bases 1 to 393 code for a protein of 130 amino acids. Lineage: Eukaryota; Choanoflagellata; Craspedida; Salpingoecidae. The transcript is spliced from 3 exons.